AUGGUUGGAAUCGCUGUACUGGGUGCUGGCCUGUUCGCCAAAGAGGCCCAUCUGCCGGCUUUGAUAAAACACCAGGCCGAUAUACUCGCGGUUUAUUCGCGCUCGAUCAAAUCGGCCCAGUCCCUUGUCACUGCCGCCGCUGCUCUGGAUGCACCAACCUCGCACAUCGAUGUCUACGCCGAUGAGCUGACCUCGGAGAACAAAGGGCUGUCGGCAUUACUCAAGCGCGAGGAUAUUGGUGCCGUCAUUGUUGCCCUUCCAAUCCUCAUUCAGCCCGAAGUUGUCCGCCAGUGUCUGGCGGCUGGCAAACACGUGCUGUGCGAAAAGCCCGUUGCCAAGAAUGUGCAGACAGCGGUGCAGUUGAUUUCCGACUACGAAAAGGACUUCCGUCCUCGCGGACUGGUGUUCUCAGUGGCCGAGCAAUUCCGCUACGAUCGUGCUUUCACCCGUGCUCGCGAGCUAGUAGUGGCCGGUGGCCGCAUUGGCAAGUUGAAUCACAUCCAUGCCCGCGUUUGGGGAAACAUCCAGCCUGUUGAAAAUCAGUAUUACGAGACCGAGUGGCGCAAGAACCCGGAGUAUCAGGGCGGAUUUGUUCUAGAUGGCGGCGUGCACUUUAUCGCGUUGAUUCGUUAUGUCUCCGGGCUGGAGAUCGUCAAGACUCUCAGCAUGUGCCGUCAGACAUAUCCGCAUCUACCUCCUCUGGACACCGUUAACGCAGCCCUGCAGUUUGACAGCGGCGCUUCUGGGUCUCUAAGUAUUUGCUUUGCCUCCUGCAAGGGAGUUUUCGAGUUUGUUUUUGUUGGUGAUCAAGGAUCUGUGACCAUCUCGGCUGUGGAGGAUGCGAAGGAUCGCCGACGCAUCGUUAUUGAGAAGGCGGAUGGUACUAAGGACGAAGAGAUCAUUGAUGGAGAGGGUGUCUCAGAAGAGGUCAAGGCUUUCCUGGAAGCGGCAUCUAGCGGAAAGCACGAGGAAAAAGCAGGAGCCCGGGAGGCAUUGGCGGACGUUGCUGUCGUGGAGAGUCUCUGUGCUGGAGGAGGACCAGUGCAGGCCCUAUUGUGA
This is a messenger RNA of Penicillium lagena, 1059 nucleotides long. RefSeq names its product Gfo/Idh/MocA family protein. The record is from RefSeq and is a predicted model, not a curated record. Gene Ontology annotation, biological process: NADPH regeneration. Gene Ontology annotation, molecular function: nucleotide binding; oxidoreductase activity. Gene Ontology annotation, cellular component: cytoplasm. The transcript has 2 exons. Bases 1 to 1059 code for a protein of 352 amino acids. Lineage: Eukaryota; Fungi; Ascomycota; Eurotiomycetes; Eurotiales; Aspergillaceae.